Messenger RNA from Gasterosteus aculeatus aculeatus (three-spined stickleback), 4016 nucleotides. It is a transcript of the gene tdrd1, whose product is annotated as tudor domain containing 1. Lineage: Eukaryota; Metazoa; Chordata; Actinopteri; Perciformes; Gasterosteidae. The record is from RefSeq and is a predicted model, not a curated record.
GCCUUGAGACCGACAUGCUUCAGAAUUUACUUCAUCCGGACCCUUUGACCUAACCAAUCAAAUCUAUUGCGCAUGUGCGACACUUAAACGUUUUCUACCGACGCGUGCAGUAAGCUGACACCAUGUAUCGGGCAUUCUCUCCAAACCUGCUUCGACCCAACCUGCCCUUGAGGAAGCCAUCAUCGGGCCCCGUGGCUCUCUCCACCCCGAGGCCUCCGGCCCCGUCGCCGCCUCUCUCCUUGCCCGAUGCUACGGCUGCGUGCACCGUGUCGGGCGCCAUUGGAGACGCCCUGACGAAUGUAUCAGCUGGCAGGGAUCAAUCUGCAUUCUUUGAAUCCACACCACCACCCCUGACUGUAAAUUUCUGCAACUACUGUGGUCAGCAAGGAAAUUUGCGGUGCAAGCGCUGCAAGAAGAUGCCUUACUGCUCCGUCGCGUGUCAGACAGAAGACUGGAAGGCACACAGACGCAUGUGCAAGCCCUUUGAUCCAGAACCUCAAAUUGAAAAACCUAAAGAAACUACAGCUUCGCCAUUGGCAGGAGACGGAGGCAGCCUGCCUGAGUCAAAGCAAAGUGAUGCAUCCAGCCUCCAGAGAGUCUAUUUGAAGGACUUGCACAUGACUAAAAUCAUCAAGGGAGCCGACAUCCAGGCAUCUGUCUUAGAGUUCUACAGCCCUGGCAGGUUUUUCCUUCUUGCCCAAAACCCCAAACUUCUGGAAGCUCUGCAAAACAUCAGCACAGAGCUUCAGAAAACGUACAGCUGCCCAUCGGUGACGACAUAUGUUCCCCAUGUUGGAGAAGUUUGUGCGGUUAAGUUCUCCUGUGAUCUGAACUGGUACAGAGGACUUGUCCAGACCUUAACUGCUGACCAGAAGACUGCUAAUAUCCUUUACAUUGACUUUGGCAAUGAAGAGAAUGUCCCCGUGGACAGGAUAAAGCCCCUGGCUGCCAAUAUCCAGCCAUUUUCUCCUUGCGCAAUGCAGUGCCGUAUCAGCGGGGUGGUGCCAACGGCUGGCAGCUGGUCGUCAGAGUGUUGUAUUUUAGUGAAACCGCUUUUGGCCGGCAAGAUUUUGACCACUAGGAUGGUGGAAACACAUGAAGAUGGUUGCACACAUUCUGUGGAUAUCACACUUCCUAUGGGAAAGAAUUUAAGCAGGUUUCUCCUUGAUCACGGUUAUGCAGAGGAGGAAGCUGUCAACACAGCACCCACUAAGAAGGAAAUAGACGCUAUGGUGACUGCGUCUUUGGACAACUUCAGACGUCUCUCCGAUGGAAAAGAUGACAACACUUGGGCUCAGCUACCAGAGCCACUGACACAGGCAGUGGGGGACGCCUUCUACGUUUUGAUCACCCACUUCCAGUCACCCAGCGAAAUGAUUGUACAGAAGGUCGAGAACGCCGGUGUGAUUCGGGAGUUGCAGCUGAAGCUGCGGGAACACUGCUCUCAGGCCCCAGCGCCUCAGAACUUCAGGCCGGCCCCGGGCACAGUUUGCUGCGCACAGUUCUCAGAGGACAAACAGUGGUACAGAGCCAAAGUUUUGGGUUAUUCAUCAGAGGAACGCAUCUGUGUUGGCUACCUUGACUUUGGCAACUCUGAGGAAGUGGACUUGGCCAACCUGCAGCCUAUCAGCACUUCCCUACUGGCCAUGCCAAUGCAAGCUAUACCUUGUGGUCUAGCAGGUGUGCGACCAGUUGGGGAGAGCUGGACAGAAGACUGCGUGCUGGCUCUGCAGCGGAGGGUAGUGAACCGAAUACUGCGCAUCGAGAUCACGGGAGAACAUGACGGCAAGCUGCUAGUGACCAUGAUCGACGAGGCCAGCGAUCCUCAGGCCAACAUGGCCGAGCUGUUGAGCUCUGCUGGCUUCGCCAUUCCGGUCCCCACCGUUAGUGACCAGCAGGCGGAAAAGACAGCCAGUGCUGCUGUGGACCCCCAAGAGCCUACCGCCGCCUGUGAGCCUCUGGUGUGGUCUUGCACUCGGCUUCCCUGUGAUGGCCAGACAGUGGCACUGCUCGCCAGCGUCGUGGAGAACCCUCAAGAGUUCUACUGCCGCGUCAACAACCCCACAGACCAUCAGCAGCUGAUAGAGCUGGGAGCUGAGUUGAAGGAGCAUUGUGAGGCAAAGGCGUCACCUUUUGUACCCAAAGUAGGGGAGCCCUGUUGUGCCAUGUUUCCUGGCGAUGGAAAGUGGCAUCGGGCGAUGGUGAUGGGUCUGUCGGAAGACGUGUCUGUCUACUUUGUGGACUAUGGUUACAGCAUGAAAGUUGAAAAGAACCACCUUCGAUCCAUUACAGCCCGACUCCUGACUCUACCCUUUCAGGCUAUUUGCUGCUGGCUCACAGGUGUGGAGCCUGUGGGGUCAGAGUGGACCAGUGAGGCCAUGCUGUACUUCGAUAGGCUGGUGGAUGGCAAGCAGCUUUCUGCACGUGUCCUUUCCGUCACCGAUCAGGGUUACGGUUUGAAGCUGGAAAGCCGUGGGAAGGAUGUGGCAACUGCCCUCAUCUCUGAGCAACUGGCCAAAGAUCCUGGGGCGCUAGAAGCAGAAACUGUCUCUGGACACACGCACCAAGAAAAAGGGCAGGAAAAUGACCACAGCCCAAAACAUGCACACUCCAACCAGGCGACCGGAGUCAGUUUGGAAGAAAUGCCAACCGAGGACCGGCUUCCAACGCCAUCAAAAGCCCCUGGUUUCCCAGUGGACUGGAAGGCAGUGGAGCUGCCUCUCAACACCCCCUUUCAGCCUCGUGUUGCUGCUAUCAGCGGCCCUUCUCUCUUCUACCUGAUCAUUCCCGUUCAGGUGGACCAGCAGAAGCUUCAGGAGGUGAUGACAGAGCUGGCCGCCUACUGCUGCGACAUUCCGGCCUCUUUGUCCUCCAGUGUCUCGUGCAAACCGGCUGUUGGAGCUGCCUGCUGCGCCCGGUUCUCUGCCGACAACAACUGGUACCGUGCGGUGGUCGUUGAGGUCGGCGAGAAUGAGGCGAGUGUCAUCUACGCAGAUUACGGCAACGCUGAGAAAGUGCCGUUCUCCCGUAUCCUGCCCAUCCCCAUGAGCCUGCUGCAGCUCCCCUUCCAGGUCACCCGGUGCACCCUCAACGGUAACGAACACUUGCCUGCAAACCUUCCGGACCUGCUGUUGAGUGGCUUCCUCGCCACGGUCCAGUCCUUCAAUGGCACUGAAAACGUGCUGACACUCGCUCUGCCCACUGAGAACGGCGGGCGACUCGUCUCCGCCAUGAUCCGGGAUGCCCCGAAGGCCGAGGCCACGAGCAGUCCUCGCACACCCGCCGCCCAGAAGGUCGACCAAACUGACGACCCGGCCUCUGCUGCUGCUGCUGCUGCUGCCGCCGCCGCCGCCGCCGCCGCCGCCACUUCAGCUGCACCUGAGGGCCUCCGGUCCAAAUCUGGAACCCAAAAGGGGCUUGAAAGUACAGCUGCUGCCACCGGCCCCCCCGUGGAUCCAGAGCCGGAACCUCAGACUCCGCAGCAGAAGAAAAACACGUCAGCUGUUGCGCUCAAUGAUCCUCAGACGUCGAGCUGCUGCUGUCUAAAGCUGACCACAAAGAUUGACGACUUGGAGCGGUUGAUGCAGCAGCAGCUUUCUCUCAUCAAACUGUUGGUGGGACAGAAAGAAAUUAGAUUUUAAUUUCAAUAAGUUACAAAGUUAUUCAGAUCAAUCCUGUUCAUUUGUUUCUUUCAUGGAAGUUAACUUUCAAUACAGCAUGUCAUUUUAAUUCUGCCUACCUGGUCCACAUACUGCCAUCCAGGUUUUAAUUUGUUGCUUUCAUUUUAUGUUCACUAAACAGUCACUCUGUUCUGGGCUUUUUAUGUUUUUAACCUGUGGUUAAAUUCCAGUCCUUUUUUUAUUUAGAUGCAUCUCUGUAGGUUUGCAGUGAGUGUUGUUCUCCUUCAGCUGCUGUGCAGAGUUGCCAUCUGUUCCUUAGUUCACUCCUAAUCACCCGUUCAAGAUGGGAUGUCCUGCCUGAUUUAUGUUCAACAUAAAAGCUUCUGUGACAUCAAA